Molecule: messenger RNA, 3654 nt
Organism: Pelobates fuscus (common spadefoot toad)
Lineage: Eukaryota; Metazoa; Chordata; Amphibia; Anura; Pelobatidae
Gene: ABLIM3
Product: actin binding LIM protein family member 3
Exons: 21
Coding region: 719-2734 (671 amino acids)
Biological process (GO): cytoskeleton organization; lamellipodium assembly; cilium assembly
Cellular component (GO): actin cytoskeleton; stress fiber
Molecular function (GO): actin filament binding
Source: RefSeq, a predicted model, not a curated record
CUAUCCUGCUGCUGGUAUGGGAAUGUCUCAGAGGAUUCCCAGUGGAUCUGGCAUAGAUAGGAUUAGACUGGCUGCACAUACCUCACUCUCAGCUGAGGAAGGAGCAGUCAGCUUUGAUGAUGAUGAGUGUGUGUGUGUGUGUGUGUUUGCAAUACCUCCCUCCUCUCUCUAAUCCACACCCCCAAGUGCUGUAAGACAGGCAGCCAGCAUUGAUCCUGAGCUUGUGCUCCUUCCACCUUCCCAGGCUGGUGCUGCUAUCAGUGUUGGGGACUCUUGGCAGGCUGGCUGUGAGCAUUGUGAGUUGUCCAUGCCAUAGCUGACUCCUGCAUAGAGAAGAAGGAUUAAGAGGGUGUCUUCUCAUUCACCUGCUUUAUACAUGCACUUCUCUUUCAUCUACAGUGUUCUUCCUUCCCACCUCCUGCCCUGAGCAUCAUCCCUCUCUAUCCUGCCCUGAAUCUCUGUUCUGGCCCCUGCUCUGCCCUCCUGCCUGACCCAGCACCAUCUGUUUGUCUACCUGAGUGUGUUUGGGAGAGGUGAUCUCACUCACAUCACCUAGGGAUGGCUGCUCUGGGAGCCUCAGGGAGCUGCUGCGACUGCUCUUUGUAAAGAAAGACUCAAGGCUUGGGUUUGGAGGCAUCUCAAGCAGGGAAGACCAGGGGUCUGCUGACAUCUUUUAAACUGUGUCGGAUGAGAAGAUUGCCAAGAGACCAGCACCACCAUGAGUACCAGCUCAGUGCCAUAUCAACACAAUUCCUAUAAUCCUUCGGGAAGUUCUGGGUCCAUCCAGUGUUAUCGCUGCAGAGAGACAUGUAAAGGAGAGGUGGUACGAGUGCAGACUAAUCAUUUCCAUAUCCGCUGCUUCACCUGUCAAGUUUGCGGCUGUGAUUUGGCUCAAUCCGGCUUUUUCUUUAAGAAUGGAGAAUAUAUUUGUACACGGGAUUACCAGCAGCUCUACGGGACCCGUUGUGACAGUUGCCGGGACUUUAUCACAGGAGAGGUUAUUUCAGCCCUUGGACGGACAUAUCACCCAAAAUGCUUUGUGUGCAGCAUGUGCAGGAAACCUUUCCCUAUUGGAGACAAGGUAACAUUCAGAGGCAAAGACUGCGUAUGCCAGAAUUGCUCCCAUUCAUUAACCAGUGACAAACCUAUCAAGAUACAUGGUCCGAGCCACUGUGCCGGGUGUAAGGAGGAGAUAAAGCAUGGACAGUCUCUGCUUGCACUGGAGAAACAGUGGCAUGUCAGCUGCUUCAAGUGUCAAACAUGUGGCAUCAUCCUAACUGGGGAAUAUAUCAGCAAAGACGGAGUGCCUUAUUGUGAGUCUGAUUACCACGCUCAGUUUGGAAUCAAAUGUGAAACCUGCAACAAGUACAUCAGUGGUAGAGUCUUGGAGGCAGGUGGCAAACACUAUCACCCAACGUGUGCCCGCUGUGUGCGCUGCCAACAGAUGUUUUCUGAAGGGGAAGAAAUGUACCUGACAGGGUCCGAAGUCUGGCAUCCAAUCUGCAAACAGGCAGCACGUGCAGAGAAAAAGCUAAAAUACAGAAGGGCUUCGGAGACCUCUAUUUCACCUCCAGGAUCAAGCAUUGGAUCUCCCAAUCGAGUCAUAUGUGCUAAGGUUAACAAUGAAAUUCUAAAUUACAAGGACUUAGCAGCUCUCCCUAAGAUUAAAGCAAUCUACGCAGUGCAACGCCCUGACCUCAUUUCUUAUGAACCUUACGGUAGAUACACUUCAGAGGAAAUGCUGGAGAGAUACAGCUAUGGGGAGGAUAUUUAUGAGGGAAUGGACCUGCGACAGAGAAGGUCCUCAAGCCCAGGUUAUAUAGACUCUCCUCUCUACAGCCAUCGAGAUGUGUCCCUCACAAUGCCUCGUUCCCCCCAACAUUACUACAUGUCAGGCACAGAGAGUGGACGCAACUCUCCUUUUUAUAGCCAGUUAGAUGUGCGUUGCUCCACGCCAACCCUUUACCAAGCGCCUCGGCAUUUCCACAUACCAGCUGCUGCAGAAAGUAAUAUUUACCGGAAACCCCCCAUCUACAAACGGCAUGAUGAUCCUUUCGAAGCAAGCAAAAGCAAAACAAGUGAAGAUCUUGUCCAGUCUUCGAAAUAUCUCCCACCAUACACACCGGAGUCCUAUUAUCAGCAUGAAACCGAGUACUGGAUGUAUUCUCCUAAAGUGCCUCGAGCACGAAGAUUCUCGUCUGGCGGAGAAGAAGAUGGGUUUGGCCGGACCUUGCACAAGCUCCAGGGAGGAAUUGGACGGAUGAUUCUAAAAGAGGAAAUGAAGGCACGAUCCUACGCUGACCCCUGGACCCCUCCACGUAGUGUAGCGGGCAGUAAAGAAGCGCUCCACACAGCUGGAUACGAUGCUUCUCUAAAUGGAUCUCCCAAUAAGCGCUACCUAGCCGACAGUGACCCCCUUAUUUCCAAAUCCGCUUCGCUCCCAGCAUACAGAAGAAAUGGACUGCACAGGCCGCCCAGCACGGAGCUUUUUCACUAUGACAGUGCCAAUGCAGUGAACUGGGGCAUGCGAGGUAAGAGUAUCUAUCCUUAUGAACUACUUAUGGUCACCACUAGAGGGAGGACCAGACUGCCUAAGGAUGCAGACAGAACGCGUCUGGAACGGCACUUAUCAGCUGAGGAAUUUUACCAAGUUUUUGGAAUGACAAUAUCAGAGUUUGACCGCCUAGCACUCUGGAAACGGAACGAACUUAAAAAGCAAGCCAGGCUUUUCUAAUUCAACGCACCGCGUGCCUCAACAACAAAUGUACACCUCUAAAUAUAUUUAUACGUAUAUAUGUAUAUGUGUGUAUGUAUAUGCACAUAUAUAUAUACACACACAUAUAUACACAUAUAAAUAUUAUGUAUAACUAUUACACACUAUAUGUAUAUUGUAUUAUAGAGCAAUCUUGCCGUAGUCAGAGAUAUUUGCUUUAUCCAUUUCAGACGUGGAAGAGAUCCCAACAUAUUUCUAUGCAAUAUGUUGCAGUCCCUUUUGACGGCUGAAGGAAGUUAUUAAUCUGUGGCGAGAGAUAUUUUGAUCUCUUGGUUAUAUUUUUUAAUGCUCUUUUUUUAUGCGCCUCUCUUUCUGAAAGUUUAAACUAUCAAUACAUCUGUUAGCUGUGAUAUUGUAUUCUGUUUCCGACACCAAUAUAUUGUCCGUAUGAUAGGCCUGGACCUUUGAUCUCUGCCUGAUCCCAAAAGUGUUACUGCAAAUUUUAUAGACAUUAGUCAGAGACUUCCACCGGGAAAGUACAUUUCUUUUUUUAGUUAAAAACAAUAAAACAAUAUGGGUUUAGGGCAUCAUUUAGACAUUCUGCAGAAUAAACAAUGAUUCCACUAAAAAUGUCAAUGCCAGCAUCAAUGUACUUUUCCCAGUUAUAUUGUGCAAUGAAUGCUGUUAGGCAAUAACCAUGCAUUUCACCAAGGGCCGGACUGGGGAUACGAAGCAGCCCUGGAAAAAAAUCUAUGCCAGCCCCAUAAGUCAUUGUGCUAUGUAGGGUGUAUAUAUAUAUAUACUCAAUUGAAAUAGUUGGCUGCACUCUCGGAUUUCCUUAAAACAUAACUUUUAUUGAAAUAUUUAAGAGAAGAUCAACGUUUCAUCCCCCGUCUUGUGGACUUUCAUCAGGAUCAUGAUACUGGAGCCCUGGUAAUGCA